AUGACAUCUAGGGUUUUCGAGCUUGUGAGUCGUGACCCAGGAACCUCGUCACACUUCGUCUCGAUAAUACCAUCGUGGACGAAGGAGACUGGUGGAACGAGCACCUUGCCAGUCUCGAAGUUAGCCAUGGUUCCUCUCAGCCAACAUUUUCAUAUUGUCAAUCCGCCUCGAAUUGAAAAGAGUCAUCGGAAAGAUAUGAAUUCAAUUUUGUAUCACAUUCCCACACGGUGA
Molecule: messenger RNA, 231 nt
Organism: Botrytis porri
Lineage: Eukaryota; Fungi; Ascomycota; Leotiomycetes; Helotiales; Sclerotiniaceae
Exons: 1
Coding region: 1-231 (76 amino acids)
Source: RefSeq, a predicted model, not a curated record